Molecule: messenger RNA, 2141 nt
Organism: Nerophis lumbriciformis (worm pipefish)
Lineage: Eukaryota; Metazoa; Chordata; Actinopteri; Syngnathiformes; Syngnathidae
Gene: fndc5a
Product: fibronectin type III domain containing 5a
Cellular component (GO): plasma membrane; extracellular region
Molecular function (GO): protein binding
Source: RefSeq, a predicted model, not a curated record
GAGUGCCUCACGCUUUUUCUUCUUCUUCUUUUUUUUUUUUCCUCAAACUGCAUCCGCAUAAUAUUAACAGUUUUGCAAAAAUCUACGCUUCUUUUUUUUUUAAGCUUGAAAGUGAGGUAACCUAGAUAUUUAUAGGCCGUUACAGAGACAGACCGCGCUCAUAUACAACACCAGCACGUUUCAGCGCGAUCUGCGGCAUCAUCAUCAGCAUCAGCAUCAGCAUCAGCAUCAUCAGCACCAUCAUCAGGUGGAGGCUGCUGGAACUCAGCAGACACACGCGAUGCUCGUAAUAGCGGGAGCUGUUGAAUGAGGACGCGGCAUACACCGGGACUGCUCGGUGUUCCCUUUUUUUUUUCUUUCUCCCAGACGAGCCGCACACUCGGAGGGACAUGACAGCCGGGCGGUUAAGGCAGCAUCCCGGGCUGGAGGAGUAAAUGGGACUGCACGUCAUCCCAGCGUUAGAAAGAUGGAGCGAUUAAUUCUGCUCGUUCUCAGCUGUGUCGGUGUCUCGCAAGUCUCGGCGGAUGGCUUGUCCCCUCCUGUCAAUGUUACCAUCAAAGCGGUGAAAGCAAACUCUGCUGUGGUGACAUGGGACAUCCCCGAUGGAGAUCCCGUCAUUGGCUUUGCCAUUACACAGCAGAAAAAAGACGUGCAUAUGCUACGAUUCAUCCAGGAAGUGAACACCACCACACGCUCCUGCGCAUUGUGGGACUUGGAGGAGGAGACCGACUACAUCAUCCAUGUCCAGUCCAUCAGCAUGUUUGGAACGAGCCCACAAAGCGAGCCUUUACGCUUCCGAACACCAAAGGAGGUCGAGACUCAGGGUUCUAAGAACAAAGACGAAGUAACAAUGGAGGACCAACUGAGGGCGGGUGAACUCAUCAUAAUCGUUGUGGUGCUCAUCAUGUGGGCAGGCGUGAUCGCUCUCUUCUGCCGUCAGUAUGACAUCAUCAAAGACAACGAACCCAACAACAACAAGGACAAAGCCAAAAACUCCUCAGAGUGCAGUACUCCUGAACACCCAACAGGGGGGCUGUUGCGCAGUAAGUUCUCCAAGAACAAUAGGAUGCCAUCUGUCAACAUCAUUGAAGUGUGACUGUCUUCUCCAAAUGCUAAAGACUUUGUGUCCUCACAAAUAAGCGGGUCCUUUGAAGCAAAUCUGCCUUUCAGAAUGCGCCGCUUAAAUCUCAUUUUGCUGUGGGCCGGCCAGUGAAGCAAAGCUCGCAGGCACCUUGGGAUCCAGGAAUGACUUGGCCAGUGCCAAGGAUAGGAGAUGCUACGGUGGAGAGACUGUGGUGAGAGUUGAGCGAAUGGAUCGGCCAUGCUUAACAACCAAUGUACCAUGGGGGGACAGAGAUUAGGGCCGAAUGCUCCUGGCAGUGAACGGACUGCUGAUAAAUCAACCCCAGGGAUCAAAGUCGAUGAACAGAACCGGAGACCUUUUCAGCCACUCUCCCGCUUUCAUCUUUUAGUGGGUGGUACCAAUUGUGUCUAAUUGUUCCUCUGUGGUGUGAUUAUAAUCUCAUCCUCUUGGUGUUGUUUUUUCCUUACAUGCUUUAGUCAAAUUUUCCUAUAAGUGACGGUGAAUAAUUUAUCAUAUAACUGUAGUUUUGUUACAGAAGGUACUGCCAGUACGUUUCUGUCGCUCUGGUACUUUUUACACCCCACCAAAGCAGAAAGUUUUGUCGUCCAGUGGGAAAUAUUUUCCAUCUGGCGAGCUUGUUUUCCCCCCUCAGGGAAUAUAGACUCCACCUGACAGAUUUAAAAGUGAUUUCUAAAAAUGAGCUGUUCUAACGCCAUAGCAGCUUGGUUCAGUGUCUCAUUCGCUCGUGUUUUCACCUUGACUCUCUCUCAUGCUUUUAAUGUAUUCUAUUCUUUGCAUUCCACAUCUAAAAUGGGCUGUAUUUUAGAGUGUUCAGUGCUCUGGGUAAAACAAGAAGGACUUGACCCAGAGUGCCUCAUCUAAAUAAUGUAUUUUCAAUGGGGCUUGCAUACGUCUACAGAGAAGUGGCCUUUGCAGAAACAAUAGAGGAUAUUCCUUAAGCAAUAACAGCCCUGACUGACGCGAGGACUACUUUAUGUGCCAUGAGGUCACAUUCUGUAAAAAAAAAAAAAAAAAAAAAAAAAAAAAGACAAACAAA